Molecule: messenger RNA, 1749 nt
Organism: Colletotrichum truncatum
Lineage: Eukaryota; Fungi; Ascomycota; Sordariomycetes; Glomerellales; Glomerellaceae
Source: RefSeq, a predicted model, not a curated record
AUGGCCUCCGCCGCGACCUCGUCGUCGCGGCCAGGCCCAGGCGGAGCCUCGGUUCCAUCCUCGAGCCCUCGUCCGGCCGGUACUGGCCCUUCACGACCGCCGCCUUCGUCGCGCAACAGCGUCACCGAUCCCGUCCUGCGAAAUACCCUCCGAUAUACAAUCUCCGCAAAGGAGUAUGCCACCCUCCACAAGUACGUGCUGUCGCGUUCGCGCCUCCUCAAGAGGGCUGCGCCAAGCGUCAGCGCCGUCGAGCGCAUUGUCGAGGGCGAUAAGGCGAAGCAGAAUGCCGGACCUGGCGCCGGAGGACGGGCAGUGGAUGAUUAUAAUGCGCGCGCCGUCCGGCACUCGUUGCGCGUGUUUAUCGGAACGGCCAUGACAAUGAAGGGAUGGGCUUUGAUCUCCACCAAGCUGCUGGGUGGAAAGCAAGACCCGAACGUGGCCGGCCAGAAGCAGCCCCUUCACAAGUCGCCGACACUCCGUCUCUCCCUCUCCCUGUCGACCAUCCUCCUCCUCUACCGUAUCCUCUUCCGCUUCCUAGCCCGCCUCCGCGCGCACCUCCUCGACCCCUCGGCCGCGCCCUUCCGCCAACGAAACCCGCGUACGACGGCAACCUUGACGUCUCCCUACGCCCCGGCCAUCGGCGCCUCGCUGGCCGGUAUGUUCCUCGGCGUCUACCCGUCCCAGCAGCUGCGCGUCACCAUCGCCGUCUACACCCUCUUCAGGGCGCUCGAGUUCGGCUGGAACCUAUGCGAGGAGGAGGGCAUGAUCUGGGGCUUCAAGAGCGGUGGCAAGGUUAAGCGGGAGCGGCCGUGGUGGUGGGGUAGCUGGCUCAUUCAGCCGUUCGCCUUCGGACAGCUGCUGCACGCCGUCGUGUUCGACCGCGACUGCUUCCCCGAGGCCUACGGCAACUUCAUCUUCAAAAACUCGUCCGCCUACAUCCACCCCCGGCCAAAGGACUACCCUGCUCAUCUCAAGUGGCCCAAGACCUUUGAGAUCGUGGACAACCUGGCUGAGAUGGCCAAGCUCAACUGGCCACCCUACAUUUCGCCAACACUCUUCCCCAACAAGGAGACGCUCCCAGCGUCCCUCUCCGGAGUCGCUCCGCUCACCUCGACGGCUCACCCCAUCAUCAGUUCCCUCUCCUGCGCAACCCUCCACCCGUCCGACCCGUCAUGCCUGCGCACCUACCUCAACUUCUGGCUCGGCUCGUUCCCCGGCCUAACGCGAUUCUUUCUCGUCAUCUACUCGGCCCUGACUUUCCUCCCACGCUUCCGCUCGUUCUACAACUCUCCCGUCACCACCCUCCAGCGGGUCCUCGCCAAGUCGCUGCGCAUGAGCACCUUCAUCACGGGCUCUAUCUCCACCGCCUGGGCGAGCAUCUGCUUCUUCCAGCAGUGGUUCCCGCGCACCUUCCUACCGACGCAGAGGUUCUUCUUUGGAGGGUUCCUCGCGGGUCUCUGGGCCUGGGUGGAGCGGAAACAGGGCCGCGGCGUGUUUUUGUACUCGGCGCGCGUGAGCGUCGAUUCGCUGUGGAAGGUGGGCGUCAAGAGGCGCUGGUGGAGGGCGAUGAAGGGCGGCGACGUGUGGGUUUUUGUCAUGGCGCUGAUGAUUACGGGUGUCGUGUACGAGAGGGAUGCGAGGGCUGUGAAGGAGGGUGGUUGGAGGAAGGGCAUCAGUUGGGUUCGGGGAGAGGGGUGGAAGGAUUGGAGUAUCGAGGAGGAGGCGGAGGAGAAUGAAAAGAUGGAGUAG